AUGUUGAUUACAAAAACUUUGAUGACAUUACCUGAUUGCUAUAGGCACUUCUACAGUGCAUGGGACUCAAUGAAUAGUGCAAAUAGAACACUAGAACAGUUAACCACUCGAUUGAUGGUGGAAGAAACACGACAAGUGCAAGGACAGGAGGUCCGUGAUGAUGGUGCUGAAAGUAGUGCUUUGACUGCAACCAAAGGCAAGUAUAAUAAAAGUCAAAAAUACGUGAACAAAAAUGAUAAUACAAAACCAGGAAAAUUCAAUCACUGUAAAAAACCAGGACAUUGGAAAAGGGACUGCAGGAUAUUCAAAAAGGAACAAGAAGAAAAGAAAUCAACUUCCGGUUUGCGCUUAUUGGUGUACAAAGAAAAAAUGAAUAAAUCGACGACUCAGACAAAUGGUAUGUAG
Macrosiphum euphorbiae (potato aphid) is the source of this 405-nucleotide messenger RNA. The record is from the annotation of a GenBank genome assembly. Lineage: Eukaryota; Metazoa; Arthropoda; Insecta; Hemiptera; Aphididae.